AACUAUUCUCUUUGUUGCAUGUUAUUGCCCCAACAUCAAAUUUGAUAUUCUGUCUUAUUAUGGAAAGAGAAAACUUAUUAGACAUACUUAGUAAGGAUGUCUCAUUCAAAAACUACUCUAAAUCCAAGGAUGCUCCUUCAUUAUUAUCUUAUCUUUGCACGCUUUGUUUUACAUAUCUUGGAAGGAAUAUUUGGAGAUAAACUAAAGUGUCAAGCCAUCCAACCUUAUUUUCUUUUUGGCCAGUUAGGGAAAUAGAAUCAUUCCACCAUUACUUAUUUCAUGUCAUCUGAGGAGGUUGUUUCUCUAACGACUAAAUGAUCAUAUAUGGUACACGGCCCUAUUUGGGUUUGCAAUGCAUAUUUAUUGAUUUUUUUUUUGUGAGAAAUCUAUUCUCUGAAAAAUCCUUGAUCUUUCAGACAUAACAAGGAGAAUUUCUUCUCAGGUUUGAGCAUUGAUAAAUUUAUAUGUAGGCGAAUUGAUGGCCUUUUUUACUUUGUGUGCUUUCUUAAACUUGAUUUUGAUGCUAGAUAUCUGAAGAAAAGGUUUUUAUCUUUGGCUAUUCAGCUUUGUUGGGCUGAAAUGAUCUGGUGUCACAUAUCUUACUGUAAGUUUAGCCCCUGACAAAUUGAGUCGCAGAGGAAGAUACAUGAACAAUUAAUUUUCAACUGGAUACAUUAGUUGAGUUCAGUUGAAGGUGGUGUGUUGUGUGCAAGAAAGGAGGAAAAUCUUAGCCAUUUGCUUAUUUACUGUCAUGUGGCAGUGGGGUUUUGGACUGUGAUCGCUACUUGUCUUAGAAUAUGUUGUGUGCUUCCAUGUUCAAUAUUAUUCCUGGAAAUCUGGCAACGAAAGGUCGUGACCAUGGUAAAGAAUAUAUGGGAUUUGCUUCCUCGUGUUCUAUUUUGAUUGAUUCGGACAGAGGAAGGAGCAAACAGAGGAGUUUACAGAGGGGAUGCUACCUCCAUUAUUAGUUCUUAAAGCAAAUGCAACAUUUCCGGACAAGACUCCAGCUUCAAGUGCUCCUCUCUUUGAGCAGCAGCCGAAUGAAGCACCUCCUGCAGUGAGUUCUCAUAGAACCGCAUCACUUAGGCAACUUUCUAGCAAUUUUUCCCAAUUCAACAAUUUACAUUCCCCACUCCGUUCAAGGAAAUCAUUGACCAGAAAGGAAGCUGCGGCUAUAAAUGAAUGGAGGUUUUCCAAAUUGAAGGAAUUCAAGGAUAGAAAUAUUGAAGUGGAAAAUGAAGCUUUUGAUCGGUACAUGCAUAAUAUUAGCCUACUGGAAGAGGUAUUCUCUUUGAAAUCUUUCCUAGAAGGCUCCACUGAGGAUGGAUCACUCUCUUCAAACCACGACCAUGCAUCUGCAGAGGAUGAUGACACAGAGGAAAAGAUGGUUUCAGAGCAGAAGUUGAAGCUUCGGUCAAAUCCUAGAAGGAGUGAGAAUGUCCGUAAGAGGCUACAACAACUUGUUGAUGGAGGAUUGAAGAAGCUUCAGAAACUCGAGUUGAAUAAUGGCAGUGUUAAUAACCAAAAUGAACUUGAUAAAAGGCCGGAGAAGGCAAAAGGUUUGAGGGCGGAGAGGGCUUCAGCUUUAAGUGAUCUUAUUGACAAGCUCAACAAGGCCCGCAACGAAGAAGAUCUGAAUUCUUGCAUGGAGAUAAAGGCCCAACUUUCUAGUCAGCACACUCGGUCUAGAACAGAAACCAAAGAUGUUGAGGUAUCGAAGGAGCAAAUUGCCAAAAAUGACUUGGCACCACCACAAAAAGAAUUAGAUUAUUUUUCGCAAAAAUUAUUUAGAACAGUGGAAAUUGACCAUCAAGCUCUGACAAGUAUAGAUGCACACUUCUCUUCCCUAGAAAAGAUAGAAGAUUUGUGAUGCGGUUAGGUCUGUUAAUAGAGGAUAGAGAUUAGGUUAGUCUAGAAGAUAGAAGCUAUGCUUUAAUACUGAUCUAGUCUGGUGGCCUGAACUUUUCUCAACUAGUUUUGCCCAUUCGUCGUUGAUAUGGAAAUUAGUAAGAUCCACGUGCCAUGUUUUUUCUUUUGCA
Molecule: messenger RNA, 2039 nt
Organism: Populus trichocarpa (black cottonwood)
Lineage: Eukaryota; Viridiplantae; Streptophyta; Magnoliopsida; Malpighiales; Salicaceae
Exons: 4
Coding region: 950-1870 (306 amino acids)
Source: RefSeq, a predicted model, not a curated record